UUACCAUUUCUUUGGGAAAAGGAAGGCAAAAAAGGAAAGCUCUCAGCCAAACCCAAAACCCAUAAGCCCUUUGCCGCAUUUUCCCUGCCCAACUGAAGUGAAACCAUGAAUUUCUUCAAACCCAAACAAGCUGCAGCUCCUCAUCCGCCACCGCCGCACCACAUCCUUCACCAAGCCUUCUCUUCCCUUCAAACCCAUAUCUCCAAUUUCCUCGAAAACCUUCCCACUCCCCCUCCUAUUAAAUCCCCUCCUUGGGCCAGAAUUUCGAAUCACAGUAAUGGUGUAAACAGCACAGGCUUCUUUUUUCCUAAUAGUAAUAAGAAUUCAAGCGGUACCACAAGCAGUAAAAAUUAUGCUAUGACUGCAGAUGCCAUCGAGGAGAGGCUGGCUGGAGUGCCAGUAUAUGCACUGAGCAACGGUUCGCAGGAAUUCGUGUUAGUCUCGGGUGUAAAUACGGGGAAAAAUCUUGGACUGUUUUGCUUCAGUGAAUCUGAUGCUGAAACUCUUCUUAACCAGAUGAAGUCCAUGGAUUCCUCCAUGCGCACUGGCUCGCAAGUGGUUGCUGUCGCCCUUAGCAAGAUUUUUCAGCUCAAAGUCGAUGGAGUGGCUUUACGCUUGAUUCCGGAGGCUUCUCAGAUACAAAAUGCAGUAAUGGAGAGGAAGAAAGCUGGUGUUCUUGAUGAGAGCUUUUCUGGGGUUCCAGUUUUCCAGUCUAAGAGCUUGAUUCUGAGGAGCCAAAACAAGAGAUACCGUCCAGUAUUUUUCAGAAAGGAGGACCUAGAAAAAUCCCUUUUAAGAGCUUCACGUCAACAGCACAGGCUGAAUCCUUCUUUAAGGGAAGGGGAUAUUCAGGUUGCUGUCCUUGAGGACAUAAUACGAGGGAUGAAGGAUAAUUCGUCAUCGACUUGGGAUGAUGUUGUUUUCGUCCCUCCUGGUUUUGAUGUCUCAACUGACACAUCUAAGCAAUAAGAAGCAACUGGUUUUGAAGUAUAAGAUUCCUGUUUUAUCCCUUCUCUAUUGUAUGGUUCAAGCAGUGUAGUUAUCACUGGAUUAGAGAAUGCAGUUUGUAGAUCAACGUAAAAGUAUCACGCAAGCAAUCUAUUGAGUGGAACGCAAUAAGCAGUUGACAAAUGCGACAUAUUACAGAAGUUUUCCAGUAUAUUGUGUCCUUUUUAUCGGUCGAACUCAAAUAUGUUGUGUAAUAGAGGAAUUAUUUACGAUUUCUUGUGAAGCAAUGAAUGCAGCAGAUUGUUAUUCCACCCAUUUUAAGUAUACACAUGACAGAACCUUACAUUUGGUGAGGUUAAGCUUCCUUUUGGCAAAAUUUAUGUAUUACAUAUAAAUGGUUAAA
Messenger RNA from Olea europaea var. sylvestris, 1351 nucleotides. RefSeq names its product protein TIC 22-like, chloroplastic. Gene Ontology annotation, cellular component: chloroplast. The coding region runs from base 106 to 969 and encodes 287 amino acids. Gene Ontology annotation, biological process: protein transport. The record is from RefSeq and is a predicted model, not a curated record. The transcript is spliced from 7 exons. NCBI's taxonomy places the organism in Eukaryota, Viridiplantae, Streptophyta, Magnoliopsida, Lamiales, Oleaceae.